Molecule: messenger RNA, 724 nt
Organism: Cryptomeria japonica (Japanese cedar)
Lineage: Eukaryota; Viridiplantae; Streptophyta; Pinopsida; Cupressales; Cupressaceae
Product: large ribosomal subunit protein P2A
Exons: 3
Coding region: 108-458 (116 amino acids)
Biological process (GO): cytoplasmic translational elongation
Cellular component (GO): cytosolic large ribosomal subunit; ribosome
Molecular function (GO): structural constituent of ribosome
Source: RefSeq, a predicted model, not a curated record
AUGAGCCGCGGUUUUAGCUUUGGGAAGCCCAUUUUGUGAAGGGGAAAACGAAGAGUGGAGGCGCGUAAAAUUGUGGUGGUGUGUGCAGGCAAAGAAGGGAGCGAAGUAUGAAGAUUGUAGCGGCUGUAUUGCUCGCUGCGUUGGGCGGUAACACCUCCCCUUGUGCAGACGACAUCAAAGGGAUCCUCGGGUCAGUUGGGAUUGAUUGUGACGAUGAGAGAAUAGAGCUUCUGUUGGGUCAGCUGAAAGGAAGGGAUUUGGCGGAAGUAAUAGCGGCAGGAAGAGAGAAGUUUGCAUCGGUUCCAUCAGGUGGAGGUGUGGCAGUUGCUGUUGCUGGCGGCGGUGGCGGCGGUCCAGCAGCUGCGGCUGCUGCCCCCGAAGCCGAAGCCAAGAAAGAAGAGAAAGUCGAAGAGAAAGAAGAGUCUGAUGACGACAUGGGCUUCAGUUUAUUUGAUUAGGGUUUGCCAGGCACAUUUGCUAAUGGCAUCAAUAUUUUGUAGUAGGAAGCAGUUUAAUGUAUGUCAAAUGGUACAAAACAUUCGAAUUUAUUUUAUUCGAUUUUAGUCACGAGGCUAAAAGACGGUUCAGGAUCAGAGUGAAUGAAAUGUAGCUUGAUAGGUUCUUUAAUAUAUGGUUUACUUUUAUGAUGCUUUUUCAUAAUUUUACUGGAUGUAUUUUUUAACUUAAAGCUUAUGAGAUGGGUUGACCUUUAAUUUUUGACCAA